Mucor velutinosus is the source of this 5010-nucleotide messenger RNA. It is a transcript of the gene RDI1, whose product is annotated as rho GDP dissociation inhibitor. Gene Ontology annotation, molecular function: ATP hydrolysis activity; ABC-type transporter activity; ATP binding. Gene Ontology annotation, cellular component: fungal-type vacuole membrane. The transcript has 9 exons. Gene Ontology annotation, biological process: transmembrane transport. The record is from RefSeq and is a predicted model, not a curated record. The coding region runs from base 1 to 5010 and encodes 1669 amino acids. Lineage: Eukaryota; Fungi; Mucoromycota; Mucoromycetes; Mucorales; Mucoraceae.
AUGGAGCAUGAACUGUCUGCGUCCAUUUGGUCAGCAGCGGGUCUUGUCGGCACAGCAUGUCUUAGUUCAAUCGUGCUAUCGGUGCAACGUCGCUUUUACGCUUCUGACACAGCAACCAGUGGCAGUAUUCGACUAACAGAAGAACAGCCCUCUUCCAGCAGCACCGGCGCUACCAAACCACUCAAGUACGACCAUGUUCGCGACUACACCGUACCCUUUGCAGACAAUACUCGGCUCACUCGCAUCUUAUUUGGCACCAUGGCUAUGACCGCGCUGAGGUUAUAUGAUCUCUACGACGCCGCCUCACAAUUCCCUUCACAUGAAAAAGCAGACAUUUAUAAUAUUAUCUGCAUCGCCAUGAUAUGUAUAGCCUGGUUAUAUGUAUUAGCGCUGACGAUUGUAUCUCGACGCUACCAACUGCCAAACACAUGGGGCUUUAUGCUUAAUAUUCAUCUGUUUGUCUAUUACAUGACAUCAUUAUUUGUAUCACUCUACUGUCUAUGGGAUGCAUUCCGAGUACACCAUCGUCAACUGACAUUGGCUCAAGGAUUACCACUGGUCCUUGACAUCUUGUUUUCGCUCGACUUAUUUUAUACCACUGGAUCAAUAGAGCAAGGUCCUCCCUUUUUAGACAUGGAAGGCCAUGACAAAGACAAAAAGCCUGCACCCGUGGCUGGUAUCACAGUCGCUUCUAUCUUUAGCUUCUUGUACUUUAACUGGGGAACACCGAUUGUGUUGGGCGUCUACAAUAAUGCAAAGGAUAUUCAUCUCCCAAGCUUACCACCAACGUAUCGCGGCUAUAACCUCUACUAUAUAUUUGGAGCAGAAAGAGACCGAUCCUUGAUCCACCGCUUGAUUCAUGCCAAUUUGCCUGCCCUUAUAUUGCAGGCCAUCACCACUGCUAUUUCAGCUGCUUUAUACUACGGUCCUGCGUACUUUCUCAAUAAGCUGCUGAAUCUGAUACAAGAGAUUGAUGCUGGUGAACAGGACGAAUUUUACCUAAUCAAGGGCGUGAUGAUUGUCUCUGGGCUUUCCUUGUCUCUGAUGAUUCUUAGUAUCGUCGUGGGCCAACUGUAUUAUUGGGGCUCUUCUUCAUUGCGUGUCAAGGUAAAGUCCAUGCUCAAUAUCGAGCUCUAUCGUAAAACACUUCGCCGUAUGGGAACUGCAGAUAUGCAUCGCGAUGCCAAGGAAGAGGAGGAGGAUGAAGUGCCCAAAACAGCAGCAGCAGCAGCAGCUGAAGCAGCCAACAAGAACAACACGGCAGCAGAGGAGAGACAAAUCAAUACUAUUGGUACCAUUGUCAAUUUGAUGAGCACAGAUUCACAACGUAUAUCUGACUUUACCACUUCCUGGUUUGUCAUUAUCGAGUCUCCCAUUGAGCUCUUUGUUGGCAUCUCCUUCUUAUACUCUUUGCUUGGAUCAUCGUGCUUGCUGGGCUUGUCUGUCAUGAUCGUUACAUUGCCGCUCAAUCACUACAACUCCCUCAUGUUUGCAAGAACACAAGAAAAGCUCAUGGAGGCUCGUGAUAAGCGUGUGUCAUUGAUGAAUGAAGUACUGCAAGGCAUUCGACAGAUCAAGUUUUUCGCCUGGGAGUCCAAUUGGGAAAAGCGAGUGUUGGAAGCAAGAGAUGAGGAAAUCAAGCAUUUGCGCACCACAUUUCUCAGCGAAGUACUGUUUAAUUUCUUGUGGCAAGGGACGCCCUUGUUGGUCACUAUUGUCACUUUUUUUACAUUCACCAAAAUUCAAGGACAAGAACUGACAGCACCCAUUGCAUUCACAGCCAUUACUGUGUUUACCGAAUUGAGAUCUGCAUUGAACAGUUUACCAGAAACAUUUGUUGAUACACUGCAAGCACUGAUUAGUGUGCGUCGUAUCGAAUCCUACUUGGACGAGGAAGAAAUUUCGCCCCCAACCACCAACCUAGAUCCCAACUGCCGAGUGAGAAUUGGCUUUCGCAAUGCCACUGUAUCAUGGGUAGACGUUUUAAGUGAUGAUGAGAAUGAGGAGGACGAUGAGGAGGACGACGCGAAUAACACCACAGCUGUCAACAGCAGCGCCAACAACAGUCUGCAGAUACCUCGAUCCACAUCCACGUAUACGUUCCAAUCCACCACACCAGCACCCUCCACUUAUGAAGAAGCAGAUACAUUCGUUCUGCACAACCUGGAUGCUCAUUUUCCCAACGGCAAAUUCAGCAUCAUUUGUGGCGCUACGGGAUCCGGCAAGACGCUGAUGAUGCUGAGUUUACUUGGUGAAACUGUCUUGUUGGAAGGAGAAAGCUUCUGUCCUCGCACAGCAGUAUCAGACACAUUGGAGGCAGACGUGGAAAUACCAGCUAACAUCACACGCAAGGACUGGAUCUUGGACCAUGCUGUUGCUUAUGUCUCUCAGACAGCUUGGUUGAGAAAUGCAUCCAUUCGUGAUAACAUCUUGUUUGGCCUACCUUAUAUAGAAAAACGAUACAAGGAAACCAUGUACGCUUGUGCUCUGGAUAAGGACAUGAAUAACUUGGAUGACGGUGAUGCAACUGAAGUAGGUGAAAAGGGUAUUACACUGUCAGGCGGGCAGAGAGCUCGUGUUGCGCUUGCCAGAGCUGUGUAUUCCAGAGCUAGAAAUGUGCUGAUGGAUGAUGUGUUGAGUGCUGUGGAUGCUCACACUGCUAGACAUUUGCACGAUAAAUGCCUCGUAGGCCCACUAAUGGAGGGUCGUACUCGUAUUCUCAUCACACAUCAUGUCGGACUCUGUAUUCAAAAAGCAUCGUAUGUAGUUCACCUCGAACACGGUCGCAUCAACCUAUGUGGAUCUCCUCAGGAAUUGGAAACACAAGGCACUCUGGAGAGUAUUUUAGACGAUGUCGUAGCACCUACAGGCGACGAGGAGCCCGACACCAUUGAAGAAGAAGUCCAACAGCUUGACCCUGAACUGAUGAAGCCUGCUGAUUCCCAGAUACCCAUAGCAGAUCACAACGCAGCGCCCAAACAGCUGAUUAAAGAAGAGACUCGCAAUGUCGGCCACAUCAACAGUAGACUGUACAAGCUGUAUUUCAAUGCCUUAGGCGGCUCUGUUUAUUGGGUAAUUGUAUUUGCAUUCAUCUUUGGUUCUCGUGCUUUGGAUGUAGCAGAAAGCUGGUGGAUUAAGAAAUGGGUGGCAUCGAAUGAGCCUACUAAUAGCAUUCUCAACACUACUAUGAGCAUCAUGGAGAAAGCGCACUACUAUUUUAUGCAACAACAAGUAACAUCACCUAAAUCAGUCGUAGAUGGCGAUGUGGCCACAUUCAGGCCUGCUGCUCACAGCAGAAGCUUUGGCUUGUUUUCCACUACGGAAGGAAGCGAUCAACUGGAUAUGUACCUGACCAUCUAUAUCCUGAUCACCAUGACAAACAUUGUUGUGGGCGCAGGUCGAUUUGCCUCUCUCUACUACGGUACACUCAGAGCGAGCAAGAAGCUCUAUCAACAGCUCUUGCAACGUGUGUUGCGUGCACCUAUGCGGUUUUUUGAUACAACACCUGUAGGCCGUAUUCUCAACAGAUUCUCAAAGGAUUUCGAAUAUAUUGAUUCCGGUGUUCCCAAUGACUUGAUGUACUUUUUGAUUCAAUGGCUGAUCAUUAUCUCUGCCAUCAUGACCGUGUGUACAGUACUUCCUGCGUUUGUAAUCCCCAUGGCCAUGGUCACCUUUUUGAAUGUGGUGAUAGGAAAACGGUUCAGUGCUGCGUCCAGAGAACUGCGUCGUAUGGAUUCUGUUACUCGAUCUCCUUUAUUCACACAUUUUGGUGAGACUUUGGUGGGUGUAGCAACGAUUCGUGCGUACGGUGUUACGCGUCAAUUCAUGAAUGAAAUGCUGCGUCGAGUGGAUGAGAACGCAAGACCCUUUUACUAUGUUUGGAUUGCCAAUCGAUGGGUGGGUGUUCGAUUCUCUUUCCUAGGUGCUGCUGUCAACUUCUGCACGGGUAUAUUCAUUCUGCUUAGUCUCAGUUACAUGGAUGCUUCGCUGGCAGGCUUCUGCUUGAGUUUUGUCUUGUCCUAUACUUCUCAGAUGACAAUGGCCAUCAAACGAUACACUCGACUCGAAAUGAGCUUUAAUGCUGUAGAAAGGGUAGUUGAAUUCAUGGAAAUUGAGCAAGAAUCGCCUGCAAUCACAGCGUUGAGGACGCCUCCUCACUGGCCAGUGGAAGGCAAAAUCAAUGUCAAGGACCUUGAAGUGCGUUAUGCCCCUGAUUUGGAUCCUGUCUUAAAGGGCCUCACGUUUACUGUGGAUGCCAGAGAAAAAGUGGGCGUGGUGGGUCGAACAGGCAGUGGUAAAUCGACACUUGCGCUCUCUUUCUUCCGAUUCGUGGAGCCUACAGAGGGCAAUAUUCUGAUUGAUGGCAUCGAUAUCUGUCAAAUUGGAACACAAGAUCUUCGCAGCAACCUCACCAUCAUCCCACAAGAUCCAGUCUUAUUUUCAGGUACACUUCGGUCCAAUCUAGAUCCCUUCCAGGAGUUUGACGAGGAAAGUAUCAUGGCAGCAUUGAAACGUGUGGAACUGUUGCCCUCAGAUGACGAUGUGGAUGUACCAGAACAAGGCGAUAGUCAUUCUAGAGAGGAUCUCCUAUUGACAUCCAACGUGUUCACCGAUUUAGAAUCGCCUGUCAGUGAAGGAGGCCAAAACUUUUCUCAAGGCCAGAGACAAUUGAUCUGUCUCGCUCGUGCUUUGCUGAAGAGAAACCGUAUUGUAUUGAUGGAUGAAGCCACUGCUAGUGUUGAUUUUGAAACGGAUGAAGCAAUUCAAAAGACGAUUGCCACUGAAUUUGCUGACUGCACCAUCUUGUGUAUUGCACAUCGUCUUCGCACUGUGAUAGAGUAUGACAAAAUUUUGGUGCUGGAUCAAGGUGAGAUUGCAGAGUUUGCAAGUCCUUUAGAACUCUUGAAUACGCCUGAUUCCAUAUUCAACAAGAUGUGUGAAAAUUCAGGUGAAUACGAAGCACUUGUUGCUUUAGCCAAAGAGAAGCAUGAGCUUGUAGAUGUCUUGUAA